UAGACGGGUCCAUGAAUGAUUGCAAAAGUACUGCCAGUAUUGAUUUUGAGGUUACAGGGACCCUCUUGCCUGGGCCGCACCGCCGCCGCGAUGUCCCCUAAGUUCAGCGUCCGGCAGCUCCGGGAGACCGGCCAAUGCUUCGAGAAUUUCCUGCUCGUUCAGGGACUGGACAUGGAGACAAAUCGCGAGAAGCUGCGGAUCAUUUAUAACCAAAACUUCAAGACCAGCUUUGGGAAAUCCGGCAGCUUUGGGAAAUCCAUGCCUGGCUUCUCCUCCAUGCUGUAUGGAAUGAAGACUGCCAAUCUGGCCUACGUCACCAAGACACGGGUCAGGUUCUUCAAACUUGACCGCUGGGCCGAUGUGUCUGAUCUCAGCACGGACCGCAAGUCACUGCUCGCCAAGAUCUUUCAUGACAGGGCCGAGUACCUUCACGGGAAGCAUGGAGUGGACGUGGAAGUCCAGGGGCGUCAUGAAGACCGGGAUGGGCAACUCCUUAUCCACCUGGAUUUGGACCGCAAGGAGGUGCUGACCUUGCGGCUUCGGAAUGGAGGAACCCAGUCCGUCACCCUCACCCACGUCUUCCCACUCUUCCGGAGCCCCCAGUUUACCUUCUUCUAUGGAAACCAGGAGCUGCCCUGCUCCCUGGGCCGUGGCGAGUGCUACGAGCUCCGAGUCCACUGUCAGACCAACUUUGUGGGCUACUUCCCCGCCACGGUGCUCUGGGAGCUGCUGGGACCCGAGGACCCAAGGUCCAAAAACGCUGGCACUUUCUACAUCGCUCGCUUCCUGGCCGCCAUUGCCCAUAGUCCCCUGGCCGCACAACUGAAGCCCACGACGCCCUACAGGCGGACCCGAGUCACUGGAAACCCUGUCACGACCACCCGGAUCGAGGAAGGACAGAGACCUGACCACACAAGGGGCUAUGACCUGGAGCUAACAUUGCCCCUGGGAAAGUACAACCCCCCCUCCCAGCUCCGGCAGCUGCUCCCCCAAAUUCAGGGAACAAACGUCUUCACCGCUCCAAAGAAGAUCGCUGAAAUCAAGGCCCAGCUCGAGACCGCCCUGAAGUACACGAACUACGAGACGAAAUUCCGACUGCUGCUGCACCUGGAAGAGCUGCAGAUGGAGUAUGACAUCCGGCACUACGACCUGGAGUCGGUGCCCAUGACUUUGGACCUCAUCAACCAGAGCCCCAGGCUGCUCACGCUGGAGGUUCCUGGGGUAGCUGAGAGCCGCCCCUCAGUGCUCCGGGGAGACCACCUGUUUGCCCUUUUGUCCUCCGAGGCUCACCAGAAUAACUCUGUCACCUACAAGGGCUUUGUGCACAGGGUGGAGUUGGACCGUGUCAAGCUGAGCUUUUCCACGAGCCUCCUGAACCGCUUUGUGGAUGGGCUGACCUUCAAGGUGAAGUUCACCUUCAACCGCCAGCCCCUGCAGGCACAGCAUCGUGCCUUGGAGCUGACGAGACGCCACCCACUGUGGCCCACGCUCUUUCCUAAGGCCUCCCAUGGGGUCCCACUGCUGUCCUCAGAAGUGAAGCUCAAGCUGUACGAUCGCAACCUGGAGUCGAACCCAGAGCAGCUCCAGGCCGUGAAAUCCAUUGUCACAGGCACCAGCCGCCCAGCCCCCUACAUCAUCUUUGGGCCUCCGGGCACUGGCAAGACAGUCACCGUGGUGGAGGCCAUCAAGCAGGUGGUGAAGCAUUUGCCCAAGGCCCACAUCCUGGCCUGCGCUCCAUCCAACUCAGGGGCUGACCUGCUCUGUCAGCGACUCCGGCCACACCUGUCCAGCUCCAUCUACCGCCUCCUGGCCCCGAGCAGGGACAUCCGCAUGGUGCCCGAAGACAUCAAGCCCUGCUGCAACUGGGACGAGAAUAAGGGGGAGUACGUGUUUCCCUCUAAGAAGAAGCUGCAGGAGUAUCGGGUCAUAAUCACCACCCUCAUCACUGCCAGCAGAUUGGUCUCCGCCCAGUUCCCCAUCAGCCACUUCACACACGUCUUCAUCGAUGAGGCUGGCCAGUGCAUGGAGCCCGAGAGCCUGGUGGCCAUGGCAGGGCUGAUGGAAGUCAAAGAAUCACCCAAUGACCCAGGAGGACAGCUGGUGCUGGCAGGAGACCCUCGGCAGCUGGGGCCCGUGCUGCGUUCCCCUCUGGCCCAGAGGCACGGGCUGCGGCACUCCCUGCUGGAGCGGCUGCUCACCCACAACUCCCUGUAUAAGAAGGGCGCCAGUGGCUAUAACCCCCAGUUCAUAACCAAGCUGCUGUGCAACUACAGGUCUCACCCCACCAUCCUGGACAUUCCUAACCGGCUCUACUACGAGGGGGAGCUGCUGGCCCGUGCCAACAUUAUGGACCGGGAACGCUUCUGCCACUGGGAGGGUCUGCCUCAGCCGGGCUUUCCCAUCAUCUUUCAUGGCGUAAUGGGCAAGGAUGAGCGUGAGGGCAACAGCCCAUCCUUCUUCAACCCCGAAGAGGCUGCCAAAGUGACGGACUACCUGAAACAACUCCUGACCUCAUCUAAGAAAGGCAAAGGCCACCUGAGCCCCCGGCACGUGGGUGUCAUCUCCCCAUACCGGAAGCAGGUGGAGAAAAUCCGAGAAUGCAUCACCAAACUUGACAAGAAGCUUCGGGGACUGGAUGACAUCAAGGACUUGAAGGUGGGCUCUGUGGAAGAAUUCCAAGGCCAAGAGCGCAACGUCAUCAUCAUCUCCACCGUGCGGAGCAGCCAGAGCUUCGUGCAGUUGGACCUGGACUUCAGCCUCGGUUUCCUCAAGAACCCCAAGAGGUUCAACGUGGCUGUGACCCGGGCCAAGGCUUUGCUCAUCGUGGUGGGCAACCCGCUCCUCCUGGGCCAUGAUCCCGACUGGAAGGCGUUCCUGGACUUCUGUAAAGAAAAGGGGGGCUAUACCGGGUGCCCCUUUCCUGCCACAUUGGAAGUGGAGCAAGGACAGAACUUACUCAAAGAUCUGAGCAAGCUCGGCUCCUCUACCUCAGGGCCCCAGAGUCACAACUACCUCUCCCAGGACCUGGAGGGUGAAGGCGACCUGCCCCUGCAGGUGGAGCCAGAGUGGAGAAACGAGCUCUGAAGAGACACAGCCGGGUUCCAGCCUUCGCACACCAGCCAAGCCUUACCUGCCCCCCACCCCCAACCUGAACCCAGCCUAGCUGCCCCUCUAAGGGGCAGGAAAGCUGGGGGAGGGAGUUUACAAUCCAAAACAUUCCACCCCUUCCCCUGCAAGAGAGGACAGACCCAGUGCUACUGAGACAGGCAGGGGAGGCAGAAAAAUUCUGAAAAACAACCUUGUUCUAUGCAAAA
Molecule: messenger RNA, 3314 nt
Organism: Artibeus jamaicensis (Jamaican fruit-eating bat)
Lineage: Eukaryota; Metazoa; Chordata; Mammalia; Chiroptera; Phyllostomidae
Gene: MOV10
Product: Mov10 RISC complex RNA helicase
Exons: 21
Coding region: 16-3084 (1022 amino acids)
Molecular function (GO): 5'-3' RNA helicase activity; RNA binding
Source: RefSeq, a predicted model, not a curated record